AUGAUAUGCAACUCAUGCAGAUCUGCUGUGCGCACUGGAAAAGUCCCACGAUUUGCCCUUUGUAAUGGGUUGUGGCUUGGCCAGGUACCACCUGAAUUGAAAAAUCUUACUUUCUAUGAGCGGAUCUUGGUUUCGAGAGUGCGCCAUUCAAAAUGUUUUGUUCGCGUUCAGCGGGGUGGUUCUAAUGGUAAUGGACACAGUAAGUUGGUCUCCAAUGUCAUUGCUUUUGAAAAUCCCACUCCAAAAAUAUAUAAUAUUCUUCCUCCUCCGAGGAAAGAUAUUGAGGAAGUAUUAGCAAUAAUGUUUUCAGGUUCUGGAUCACCAACAGAUGAUGAUUAUAAGCGUGCUUUGUUACUGGUCCGUCGAAAUGUUGUUGCUGAUGCAAUCCAUUGGUGCAUAUUGAACCAUUGUGAUUAUAAUGAUGUUCUCUUUUCACCAGAUAAUCUGCAGGGGUAUGCUGAGGAUUCUCCUAUUGUCAGUAUUGAGUUCUUUGAAAAACAUAGCAACCGCAAUGCAGAAGGUGUGAGUGUACAUGAUGACCUUGACGAUGAUGGAAUUGAAGGAGGUGACUGUGUUUUUACUGUGCAUGGUAUAGUAGGUGAAGAUUUGCAGCACAUGUCUUCCGAGGCUCAGAAGGCUCAGGCAAUAAAACAUCUUGAUGCUGGUCGCAAAUUCUUGCGCAUGUCUCAUGCCCAAAAUCCAGAAAGUCUGUACAAUAAUCCACACCUAUACCCAAAAAUGUUUCCUUGGUUGUUUCCAUUUGGUCUAGGUGGCAUCGGUGGUACUAGAUUACCCUCGAACAAAUUAUCUGAUGAAAAACACAAGAGUUUGUUGAUGUUGUACCAUGAUAAA
Lentinula edodes (shiitake mushroom) is the source of this 852-nucleotide messenger RNA. RefSeq lists its product as uncharacterized. The record is from RefSeq and is a predicted model, not a curated record. Lineage: Eukaryota; Fungi; Basidiomycota; Agaricomycetes; Agaricales; Omphalotaceae. The annotation marks the transcript as partial. The transcript has a single exon.